Melospiza georgiana is the source of this 3187-nucleotide messenger RNA. It is a transcript of the gene MLPH, whose product is annotated as melanophilin. NCBI's taxonomy places the organism in Eukaryota, Metazoa, Chordata, Aves, Passeriformes, Passerellidae. Gene Ontology annotation, biological process: intracellular protein transport. The transcript has 17 exons. The record is from RefSeq and is a predicted model, not a curated record. Gene Ontology annotation, molecular function: small GTPase binding; actin binding; myosin binding. Gene Ontology annotation, cellular component: cortical actin cytoskeleton. Bases 30 to 2174 code for a protein of 714 amino acids.
UGCCCGCAGCUCUGCCCCUGCCCGCUUAUAUGGGCAGCCGCGGAGGUGGGGCCGGGCUCUCCUCGCCCCUCCGACAGCAGCAGCAGCAGCAUCCCGACAGCGAGCGCUCGGGGGCAGCGAGUAACGGGAGCGGCUUGGGCGAGAUGGGCAGGAAGCUGGACCUCUCCAAGCUCACCGAUGAAGAAGCCAAGCAUGUUUGGGAAGUCGUUCAGCGGGACUUUGAUCUGCGGAAAAAAGAGGAGGAACGGCUGGAGGAGCUGAAAUGCAAGAUCGACCAGGAGAGCAGCAAGAGGGAGUUCCUGACCAGUCAGUCCCACCUGAAUGAAACUCACUGUGUGCACUGCCUGCAGCCCUUCAAGUUCCUGCUGAACAGCAAGAGGCAGUGCCUGGACUGCCGCUUCUACACCUGCAAGAACUGCAGCCGCUACCACAAGAAGGAGCAGGGCUGGGUCUGCGAUCCCUGCCGCCUCUCCAGGAUUGUGAAGAUUGGCUCCCUGGAGUGGUACUACGAACACGUGCGCUCCCGCUUCAAGAGGUUUGGAAGUGCCAAAGUGCUGCAGUCCCUCUAUGGCAGGCUGCAGCCAGGCCAGGGGCUCAACUCUGCCUUUCUGGGUCUUCACGACAGAGUUUAUAGCCUGCCAGACAUUAACAGAGAGUGCCAGCUGCUCAGCAGCUGUGACCCCGCUGGGGAUGACAGCGAUGAGGAAGACAACGUCCUUCGUGGGGCUGAAGCAGAGCGCUACAGCAGGAUGUGCAAGACAAAGCGGCUGCUGUCUGUGCACCCCUUUGAUUUCGAACUGGACUCGGAUUACUCUGCCCAGUCUCGCCGCCAGUCUGCGCAGCUCUCUCCAGCAGCCAGCAGCCCGGAUGCUUUCCAGUCCUUCCCAGAUUUCCCCACCUCAGCCGAAGAUGUCUCCCAGGAGUCGAGGAUGGGGGAUGCAGACCUGGUGUUCCACCACGUGCUGCAGGAGCCGGGGGCCAGCGCUCCGGAGCAGCACUUCAGCACCGAGGUUCGGCUCACCGUCAACGCGCGCAGGAGGAGGAGCCUGGAGAGGAACACGAAGCCUGGCCUGCCCUGGAACGAGCCGCCCCGGGCGCGGUACUCGGCCGACAUGGACACGUCCGACGAGGAGCUGAGGGGAGCCCGGCUGCCAGGCCAGCCCAGCAAGCGCAGGAACAGAGCCUCCUCCCAGGAGAACAUCAGCCACUCCUCCAACCAGAUCCAUGAGCUCAACACUCGCAUGUCCGCAAUCGAGCGCGUGCUGAACCGCUUGGAGGAAAAAAUCCUGGCGCGCCCUGACGAGUCUCUGGCCCCAGAGUCCCACACUGACCCUGAUGCUGAGGAGGAGGAGUUGAAGAGGAAGCUGGAGGAGUUGGCCAGCAACAUCAGCGACAAAGAGGUCUCCUCUGAUGAGGAGGAGCGUGAGGAGGAGAAGAGAGCAAAGAAACCAGAGAUGAGUUCCUCCACCGAAGCCAUGACCAGGGAUGUUAGAAAGAGGUCGUCGGCUCAGGCUUUGAGUGAGAUCACGGCCAAAGUGCUGAGAGCCAUUAACGCCACAGAGGAGGCGGUGUGGGAGUCGGUGCACGGACACAGCCAGGGCUGGGCCCUCCCUGCAGGGCACCUGCCGGCUGGGAGAGAGGUGGCCGGAGUGUACCAGGAGCUGGAGGAAAAUGUGUACCUGGCUGCUGGAAAGACCUACCAGCUUGAGAAGACCCUGAAGGAGCUUGAGGAGGGGGCUCAGCACAGCGGCACCACUGACUCGGAGCUGUCGGAGCUGGAGGACAAAGUGGCCUCAGCAGCUGCCCAGGUGCAGCAGGCAGAGAGUGAGAUAUCGGAUAUCGAAUCCCGAAUCGCGGCCCUGUCCGCCGCAGGGCUGACAGUGAAGCCUGUGGAGAAGGCAAAGAAGGCAAAGUCGAGUGUGCUGGCUGCCUGCCUCCAUUCUCCUGCUCCUGCCAGCAGCAGCCCUGGGGAGUCUCUGGAUGACAUUAAAGCAAUGCCCGGGCUGCAGAGGUUCAGGAGGAAGUUCAACAGCCCCCUGGAAAUCACCAGUUUUGACGACUCCUUUGACCGCAACUCCGCGUACCGCGGCUCGCUGACGCAGCGGAACCCCAACGGCAAGAACAGGAGGGUGGAGCGGCUCUUUGCGAAGCCUGUGAUGACCCACCUGUCCUGAGGAGAGGGGACCUCUCUGCUGCCGCAUUUCAGCGAGGGUACAAGACCUCAGCAAAGCCAAGCCUCUCACAGCCUUCCCUGCAACUCUUCCUCCUCCUGAGUCCUGAGCCUCUCUCUCCCUGAAACCCUGGACAGAAAGGAAGCCAGAGGCCGUGGGAGGAGGAGCAGAGCACUGGGGUGCAGACACGUGGCCAGGGGUUCUUGUGGGAGGAUGCUGGAAUGGGACCUUGGGCUGGGGCAGCUCUUUGGUGCUGGGGCAGCCAAGGGGACCAGAGAGGUGCAGAGCAGGAGUGACCUCCUUGGGGGACAGCUGGGUGUCAGUGUGACAUUGGGGACAGGGACAGGGCAGGGACACAGCCCUCCCUUGGCAGAAGCUGUCAGUGCCUGUCCCUGCUCUCUCCAGGCUGCUGUGAGCAGGGACAGGAGCUGACAGUGAGCAUGGAAUGCCCUUGGGAUGCCCCAGGUGGAAGAGGGAUUCAGGUACCCCAGGUAGCAGAGGGAUCCAGGCAUCCCAGUGCUGGGAUUCACACCCUGGUGCUGGUCCCAGUUCCCUGCCAUGUCCUUUGUUUCCCUGCCCUGAGCAGCACAGCAGGAUGAGAGCAGUGCUGGUCCCCUCCCAGUGAGCUUUUUGCUCUUUGCCCCAAGCCAUGCAAACACCCAGGGAUGGCACUGUGGGGCCUCUUGGGGCCACCCCAUCCUUGGGCAGGGCUGUGCUGCCCUUUGGGGGCUGCAGCAGCCCUGGGCCCUUGGUGUCAGCCUCCCCCAGCUCCCCCAGGACAUUUGCUUGCCUCCAGUAUUCAGCUCUGCACUGAUCCCAGUGGAUCAGCACCAGCCCCAUUCCAGGAUGGGCAGAGGGUUGCUUUCCCUGGCAGGUCACUUUGGAAGAGGUUUUUUUGUUCUGUCCCUGCCCUGUACAGCCCCCACUCUCCUCCUUGCCUCCCUCCCCAGUGGGCAAAGUGGGGAGGAUCACUCACAGCUGGAGCAGGGACGUCAGACAGUGCUGAGUUUCCCCUC